AUGCCUAGAAUUCGAAACGAUCCUAAUUUCAAUGUCUGCCUGGACUACGCUACACUUCCUUAUGCUGUCGCUCGGGAACAAAUCGUGAAUGAACAAGUCACUGAAGCUCAAGCAGUUCAAUUUCUACGGAAUAUAUGGGAGGCCGCAAACAAUGCCGAGAAGGCAUUGUGGCUGGAGCAAGUUGAAGCUGACAGAGAGCAACACGACCAACUUCGUUUUCUUCAGGAAGAACAAGAAGAGAUACAGGAACACGAGAAGCUAGCAGAGGAAGAGGCGGUGCGAAAAGAAGAAAAGAAAAAAUACAAACAUAAGUACACGCCCAUUCAAGCUUCUGGAGUUCCGGACGAGCCCACUAUCACGCCAUCAGCAUACGCGAUUCACAAAUUGGACAAAGGCGAAUAUGUGGAAUUAUGGUAUUUUACCAACAAUGGUCUCGACAAGGCGCACGUUAGGAAGACCACCAUUGAAGAGGAUGCGAUGGUAUUAUCAUCUCUCCCUGACGGUUCAACAGCAUGGGUAUCUUCUGCUUCGGCUCGCAACGCUUCAUCCGUCGUCAAUGACGAGGACCUUUCUUUUGAGGACUUUUGUCAAGCGUGCCCUAGGUUUAUAGCCGCCAUAGAAGAAGCCGACUGGCCACCAGAUCGCGUCAGAAUGUUAGCGGUUUUUUGGAAAAACCUACAGCACAGAAGAUGCUACUUGCCUAUCAAGCGGAACAGUGGAAACGCUGGCAUGUAG
Molecule: messenger RNA, 735 nt
Organism: Suillus plorans
Lineage: Eukaryota; Fungi; Basidiomycota; Agaricomycetes; Boletales; Suillaceae
Exons: 2
Coding region: 1-735 (244 amino acids)
Source: RefSeq, a predicted model, not a curated record